Protopolystoma xenopodis is the source of this 336-nucleotide messenger RNA. The record is from the annotation of a GenBank genome assembly. Lineage: Eukaryota; Metazoa; Platyhelminthes; Monogenea; Polystomatidea; Polystomatidae.
AUGUUGCAAAAGAGACUACAGAAGCAUGUUGCUUUCGAGUCCUCCCUAUCGCAGGCAGCAAACUGUCGCCUAGAUACGACUCAAGAGUUUCGAUGUUGUGCAGAGUUGUUGGGCAACCGGAUGGAUUGGAAGAAAGCCCAAGCAACUGGAAGUCGAGGCGGGCCAGGGUGCCGGCCGAGUGAGGAAGCAAUUAUUGAAAUGGCGGACAAUACAGAAGAACGCUCAGUACGUGUGCCUUCAGUCGAAGAACUGCAUUGUGGACAAACGGAGGCGCAAUCGGUGUCAAUAUUGCAGAUUUCAGAAAUGCCUAAAGGUUGGCAUGGUGAAAGAAGGUGA